AUGAAUGAUGAUCUUCCAUACAUGGAUUCCAAUGUCAUUGAUCUCUCUCUUCUAUCUUCAUCAUCUAUGGUUGAUAGUGCAGAAGAAAUGAGGAAACUUAAGUCUGCACUAGUCUCUUGGGGUUGCAUUCAGCUUGUAAAUCAUGGAAUGUCAAUUGAAUUUUUGGACGAAAUUCGUAAAAUUAGCAAGGAAUUCUUUGAACUUCCUUUGGAGGAGAAAGAGAAAUAUUCAAAGACAUCUACAAACCCUGAUGGUUAUGGUACUGAUUAUCCAAACAAUACUUAUCCCAUAAGUUACCGAUUGUUUCUCAAAAUUUAUCCAGAAAAUCAACGAAGUCUUGAACGUUGGCCAGAAAAUCCUCAAAGAUUUAGGGAAGUUUUGAAUGAAUACACCAUGAAAGUACAAAAAAUACAUGACUUAUUUGCACAAGCCAUGGCAAAAUCUUUGGACUUGGAGGAAAACACAUUUCUAAAUGGAUAUGGCGUGCAUUCAGAGAUGAUAUUACGAAUUAAUUACUAUCCACCAUUUCCACUUGUGGAUCGUGCUCGUGUAAUGUCUAGACACUCUGAUGCAUCAGCUCUAACAUUUUUACUCAAAGAUAGGAAAGUUGAAGCCCUUGAAGUACUUCAAGAUGAUAAAUGGUUUAAAGUUCCAAUUAUUCCCCAUGCUAUCAUGGUUAUUAUUGGUGAUCAAAUAGAGAUGAUGAGUAACGGUAUAUACAAAAGUGUUGAGCAUAGAAUAAGAUCAAAUCCAGAGAAGGCUAGAAUAUCUCUAGCCUUAUUUUGUUCACCUGAUCUCGAAAAAGAGGUUGGACCGAUAAAAGAGUUGGUGACUAAUGAUAGGCCUCCUUUAUACAGAAAUGUAACAAGAUAUAAAGAUAGUUUUGAGAAAUACUAUAUACAAGGCCUUCGCCCGAUAUCAGUUGUGAAGAUUUGA
Beta vulgaris subsp. vulgaris (sugar beet) is the source of this 936-nucleotide messenger RNA. RefSeq names its product jasmonate-induced oxygenase 4-like. The record is from RefSeq and is a predicted model, not a curated record. The transcript is spliced from 4 exons. Lineage: Eukaryota; Viridiplantae; Streptophyta; Magnoliopsida; Caryophyllales; Amaranthaceae. The coding region runs from base 1 to 936 and encodes 311 amino acids.